CAGGCCUCGUCUCGGCGGAUCGUUCUUCACACCGCGUCUGCGGCCACAGGAGCCUUCACCAUAGGCCACGUUACCAUGGCCACCCACUUCUCCAAGGAUCAGGAGGAGAGAAUCAAGUGUGUUAAGGGGGACCUUUUCUCAUGCCCCCAGACGGACUCAUUGGCUCACUGCAUCAGCGAGGACUGUCGCAUGGGUGCAGGCAUAGCUGUUCUUUUUAAGAAAAAGUUUGGAGGCGUACAAGAGCUGUUGGAUCAACAAAAGAAGACUGGGGAGGUGGCAGUUCUCCAAAGAGAUGACCGAUACAUUUACUAUCUGAUUACAAAGAAGAAAGUUUCUCACAAACCGACAUAUGAGAGUAUGCGAAAGAGUUUAGAAGCCAUGAAAGCUCACUGUCUAAACAAUGGAGUUACUGACAUUUCCAUGCCUAGGAUUGGAUGUGGACUUGACCGCCUGGAUUGGAAUAAAGUUUCAGCAAUACUUGGAGAAGUCUUUGAAGACACAGAUAUAAAGAUCACAGUUUACACUCUGUGAGCAAAAGGGUUUAAAGAGCCCCAUUUCCCUUGUUUCCAGGAGGGGAAACCUGUUAACUGAUGAGGAGGGAAAGUGCAUGCUGAGCACAUUCUUUGUCUGACUGUAGCUGACUCUUGUGUUGUCAGUGGCAGUGGCUUUUAACAACAGCAAGAACAACAAAAAAAAGCUCCAGAGU
This is a messenger RNA of Cariama cristata (Red-legged seriema), 706 nucleotides long. It is a transcript of the gene OARD1, whose product is annotated as O-acyl-ADP-ribose deacylase 1. The transcript has 6 exons. NCBI's taxonomy places the organism in Eukaryota, Metazoa, Chordata, Aves, Cariamiformes, Cariamidae. Gene Ontology annotation, biological process: peptidyl-glutamate ADP-deribosylation. The record is from RefSeq and is a predicted model, not a curated record. The coding region runs from base 76 to 531 and encodes 151 amino acids.